Olea europaea var. sylvestris is the source of this 1306-nucleotide messenger RNA. RefSeq names its product F-box/kelch-repeat protein At1g30090-like. Bases 23 to 832 code for a protein of 269 amino acids. NCBI's taxonomy places the organism in Eukaryota, Viridiplantae, Streptophyta, Magnoliopsida, Lamiales, Oleaceae. The transcript has a single exon. The record is from RefSeq and is a predicted model, not a curated record. Gene Ontology annotation, molecular function: protein binding.
CUCUUGGCACACAAUUCCGGCUAUGCCUUGCAAGGAUAAGGUCUGCCCCCAGGGAUUCAGGUGCGCGGCCAUCCCUCAUCAGGGUGUUCUCUUUGUUUGUGGUGGUGUAGCCUCUGAUGUGGAUUGCCCUCUCAAUCUAGUAUUAAAGUAUGAAGUGUGUAAGAACCGAUGGACCGUCAUGUCAAAGAUGAUCACUGCACGGUCAUUUUUUGCAAGUGGGAUAAUUGAUGGGCUGGUAUAUGUGGCUGGUGGGAACAGCACUGAUAUGUUCGAGCUUAACUCAUCUGAAGUCCUUGAUCCUAAUAAAGGAACCUGGCGUUCGGUUGCAAACAUGGGAACAAACAUGGCCUUAUAUGAUGCAGCAGUUCUUAAUGGGAAGCUUCUUGUGACAGAAGGUUGGUUUUGGCCCUUCUAUGUUGUACCCAGGGGACAGGUUUAUGACCCGAUAACAGAUAAUUGGGAGAAUAUGGCUACUGGACUGCGAGAAGGCUGGACUGGUUCGAGCGUUGUGAUUUAUGGGCAUUUGUUUGUGGUUACAGAACAUGAAAGAACAAAACUGAAGGUUUAUGACUCUGAAACUGAUUCUUGGUCUACUGUUGAAGGACCUCCUUUGCCAGAGCAGAUAUGCAAGCCUUUCUGUGUCGACUGCUGGGAUAACAAUAUAUAUGUGGUAGGCCGGCACCUUCACCUUGCCGUGGGCCAUAUCUCAAGCCUUUGCUCACAAGGCUCAUCUAGAAAAAGGUGCAGAUUUUCUGUUCAAUGGCAAGUUGUGGAUGCGCCCGAAAACCUCUUUGACUUAACACCGUCGAGCGCACAGGUUCUGUUUGCUUGAACUUCUUUGAGUUUGUUGUGCUUGUAGUUACUGCUGCCGCUGUGAUUAUAUAGAGAUGAUACCAUGUGGAGCACUUUUCGCUUGGUAUUUAGAAUCGUAGAGCCUGGAAAAAGCUUUUCAGUGGAAGUGAGAACUAAUGAAAAUUAUAUGGUGUGAUUAUGGUUGAUCUCUACCAAAUUAUUGCUAUAGACAAUUAAGAUUUUGUUAUUCAUUUCUUUGUCAAGAUUAUCUUUGCAUUCACCUCUUAUAUGAUGGGACUAAAUGAUGGAAAACUGUAAGCAGCUCUUGUAACUAUGUUCCCAAAUGCAGCACUAUCCUUCCAGUUUCCAAUUGUGAGCUCUGUAGUUGUGCUGGAUAUAGUGAAGGAGCUAUUUCCUUAAACUGGGGUUAUUACCUUUUUUUUUUUUAAUUAAUUAAAUUAUAUGGUUUUCUGCUGAUGUAAAUUGUUACGAGACCGACUUAUUUUUAUUUUUA